Molecule: messenger RNA, 1361 nt
Organism: Olea europaea var. sylvestris
Lineage: Eukaryota; Viridiplantae; Streptophyta; Magnoliopsida; Lamiales; Oleaceae
Product: chaperone protein dnaJ C76, chloroplastic-like
Source: RefSeq, a predicted model, not a curated record
UUCAAUUUCUGUCAUCCACUCUUUUUUAAUAAAAAUGCACUCUGCAACUCUACCUCUGUACACACCUUCAAUCGUAACAAGUAAUCCUAAAAAUAAAAGUUCAAAGAUUGCAUGGAAUUUUUCUGAAAGGACUAAUUUUCAAACAUGUAGAGUUUCUGCAUCUUCAAAUUCUCCUAUUACUGAAUUCAACCUCUAUGAACUUCUUGGAAUUGACAGUUCUUCCGAUCAAACCCAGAUAAAAUUAGCAUAUAGGAAUCUUCAGAAACGGUGCCACCCCGAUAUAGCAGGGCCGGCGGGCCACGACAUGGCUAUUAUACUGAAUGAAACUUAUGCUCUUCUCUCUGACCCCAAUUCUCGGAGGGCAUAUGAUAAGGAGCAAGCAAAAGUUGCAGAUUUACAAGGCUACACCGGCAGUCCUAUAUAUUCUGUGUGGUAUGGUUCAGAAAGUGAAAACAGGGCUGUUUUUGUUGAUGAAGUCAAGUGUAUUGGUUGCUUAAAAUGUGCCUUAUGCGCUGAGAAAACAUUUGCUGUCGAAUCAGUAUAUGGAAGAGCUAGGGUUGUUCUCUCGGAUAUUUUUGAUGAGGUGGAGAAAUUCCUGACCAAAUAUGCCAGGCACAGAGCUUCCACAAAUUAUUCCCAGGAAUCGGAGGCUCAUACAGCAGCAAGAGUCUCAGCUGUUCAAGCGAUUCAAAUGAUAUCAAACUGGUUGUACUGGCAAUCUCCGGGAAUGGCAGCUGAACAUACAGAUAACCACAGCUUGGUACCACUUUCACGAAAACAUGCAGAUCCCAGUGUUAAGAGGCUGAGAGACGCUGCUGCAGCUAGACGCCAAGCAAGAAAUUUUACGAAACCAACCAAAGGAGUAUUCGCAAGCAACACAUCCUAUGAGGAGUAUUGGAUUCCAUCAAAGCUCGUUCUACCAGAGGUUACUACUGUAGAUUCUGACUCUAGAGUUGCGGCCUCAUAUUCUUCUCCAACUACAGAAACGAAAGAACCAAGGGCUCGUAAAUUCUCUAGCCCCGAGGAGGAUACAGACACCCCUUUACUUAAUGGAUUGCCGGUGGGGACAGCAAUAAUGGCUGCGGUAUUUGUUCGGUUACGGGUGGGAGAACAAGUAGGCAAUAUAAAGGAGCAUAUUGGUGGUUCUCUUGUUCUGGAUAUUGUUAAUAGCUCAUGGUUACAGGUGCUUUUAGCUGGUGUUACUUGGUAUCUCAUUGGAAUGGCUUUAAUGGAAUUAGUUGAAGCCAUUCGACGUAAAUAAGGGAAAUAUUGUAGCUCAUUGAUAAUUGUAUGUAUAUAACAUGGUGAUAUUUUAUGAAAUAAAAGAUUUGACGAGGGCCUAUAGAAACAUUUAUAACCAA